ACUCAAGGAAGCAGCGAAGAGAUGGCAAUAGAACAAAGGAGAGUCAAGGGCUCGACAGUUUCAGCCGCGACGGCAAUCACUUUCUUGGUGUGUGUCGUCGGUGCAGCCGACGAGAGUGGGUUAGCGAACCAGUGCGCCAAAGAUUUCCAGAGCGUGAUGAGUUGCCUGAACUUUGCUCAGGGCAAGGCGGAGACGCCGUCGAAGGAGUGUUGCAGUUCGGUUUCGAGCGUAAAAGAGAACGAACCAAAGUGUUUGUGUUAUAUUCUUCAGCAAAGUCAGACAUCCGGUUCUCAAAGUCUCAAGAGCUUGGGCGUACAGCAAGAUAAGCUUUUCCAACUCCCCUCGGCUUGCCAGUUGAAGAACGCUAGCGUCAGCGAUUGCCCAAAGCUUCUUGGAUUAGCCCCGAACUCACCGGACGCCGCCAUAUUUACGAAUUCAACAAAGGCGACGCCCGCUGCGCCAUCGUCGUCUGGUUCGCCGAAUAGUGAUGAUAACUCCGGCGGGGCGAAGUUUCAAACUGGUCGGUUCGUUGGCUCCGUGCUGCUGGUUGCCUCGGCUGUGUUUUUCUAUAUACUCCAAGAGGAAUCGCUCAACUGUUUUUAGGCGGGGGAUCAGAUC
This is a messenger RNA of Hibiscus syriacus, 618 nucleotides long. RefSeq names its product non-specific lipid transfer protein GPI-anchored 1-like. The record is from RefSeq and is a predicted model, not a curated record. NCBI's taxonomy places the organism in Eukaryota, Viridiplantae, Streptophyta, Magnoliopsida, Malvales, Malvaceae. The coding region runs from base 22 to 603 and encodes 193 amino acids. The transcript is spliced from 2 exons.